ACGUAGCAAUUUCAAAUUGAGGUCAAAUCUGCUCUCUGUGGCUGCGCAUGCAUAAAUCCGGGCGCAGCGCGUCGUGUGGUCGGUCUGGCUACACUGUCGUAGCCAACACUCCAGUCCCCCUCUCUACACCAGAAGCACUUGGCGGUGAAGGACGAAUUUGUUGUCCUCCUGGCCGGGAUAGAGCUGAGGAGCACCAGCGAAUCACCAGAGACAUCUCCGAAAAGGGUUAUUUUACAUGCAGCUCCCUUUGGGUGUCAUCCCACAUCCGGCGAAGGAGGUGUCCACGAUUUAUGCCGCAAGCUCCACUGCUCCGAUUUUAUAGCCUACUACCCUACAAGACAAGCAGUGAUGUGGUUUCUAUACCGGUGAACCUUGUUGGAUGUUUGUGUGCUAUACAUUUUGCCACACUGAACCCGUCGUGUAGCCCACAACGACGAUUAAAAUGGAUCUUUGUUUUGCUCAUCUUGGAUUGGUUAUUUUCCCUGCACGCAGCGGUCGCCUCCACAGACGCUUGUGAGUGAGGAGAUUUGGAUGGGAUCACCCUAAAGGACAGGCUGUUCACAGAAGAAUACAUAUUAAAAACAAGACAUCGUAUGCCGUCCAUUUUGUCACAAGAGAAUGUUGAUGGUUGGACAGUGGAGAUAGCCCGGCGACAGAGGUUUUUGAAUCAUGGAAUCAGACGGAAAUAAUGAAGGAUAACCGCAUCUUGCCAGAAAAGGCGAAAGGACGAUGAGAUUUUCAUCCCCGAAGUCACAUUUCCUUGAUGUUUGUCACCCAUCAGCAACCCGGAGAGCUCGAGCUGGAAAAUAUGACCCAGAAAUUAUGAUCCCCCUGUCUAUCGUGGCUCCGGCAGCGGCACAGAGAAUCCUGUAGGAUAAUGGAAUAUCAUGCAAGAACAAUGACCUGAUUUUAUCUGCCCAAGUGCCGGCCAGUUUGAUUUUUUAAUUAAACGCAUAUCUUUAUUUGUAGCAGUGGUGUCGAUUCACCUUGGCUUUGGCAUCAUUACUGAAAUGGCAUGAUAUCACUUUCAUUGUUUGUCCAUUUGUUUAGCGCUUCAAGACCUCAGUGCGUUUUUUUUUAUUUAAAGCGUACGCUUUUCAUUUAUUGUAGCAUCCAGUACCACGCCGAAUUUACCGGAUCCAUGCCAUCUGUAUAGCAUAGCACUGGGCCAUCUCACCUGACUGGUCUAUAGACGAACAUAAUCAUCAGAAUGAAUAUGGCUACCCUACACACUGAGUGAGGUGGUAGGCUACCCGGACUUCAUCUAUGCAGGGGCAUAUCUGAACAUCACGAAUUGGAAGAAUUCUUGAACUUGACCCAGGUGGAGCUACCAAAGCUCCGAACGGAAUACAGAUCAGCUUUAUUUUUUUGUAAAGAAAAAAAAAUCAUUUUUAUACCAGGGUUUUUGCCCAGUCUCUUUAAUCAGGACUGUAGUUGUCUGUUAGAUGCUGGGGUAUCAACCAUAGCUGUUGGCCACAAUUAUCACCGGCGUAAAAGGGAAACCAUGCCUAUUCCUUUUGGGCGCAUGUGAAGCAGUGGGUGGUGUUUUUUUAAUAGCCCUGCAUCCACAAGAGCACUUCAUUUGUAUUGUGGAAACAUAAUUUACUGACCACGUUUGUACAGUGUCACAACUGACAGCUCAGGGAUUGAUGACAACAAGGCGCAGAGCACGGCGUUCCUCCGAGGAAUCCUACUUUUGGACAAAGUCUGGUUCAGAUACUCGACAGUUAACAGGAAUUCGACACGUCCCGAAUCCACACUCUGUGGGGUUUCUGCUGUUUCGCUCAAAAUGUGGAGAGAGGAAUCAUAAACGAGCUUCAGACUGCAUCAACAUUUGUCAGGAAAAACGCAAGGACGGGGCUAUGAAUCCUAGAUGAUGAUGAUGAUGCUCGAUACUCAGAAUGCGACCCAGGAGAUUGGCGAGGAGGUGGAGGACGGUGCGGUGUUCACCAUCACGCUCCGCAAGGUGCAGAUGCACCACCACGCCAGCAAGGGGCAGCGCUGGCUGGGCGUGGCCGAGUCGGAGGCGGCCCUGAGCCUGUACGAGACGUGCAAGGUGCGCACCAUCAAGGCGGGAACGCUGGAGCGGCUGGUGGAGUACAUGGUCACCGCCUUCAGGGGCAACGACUCCACCUACGUCACCAUCUUCCUCUGCACGUACCGCUCCUUCGCCACCACGCGACAGGUGCUGGACCUGCUGCUCAACAGGUAUGCCAAGCUGCAACACCUGCCAGGCUCCGAGGGCCACCGCCUCACCCACGACGAGCGCACAGAGCUCAGGAACACCAUCUCGUCCAUCCUGGGGGCGUGGCUGGACCAGUACUCGGAGGACUUCUGGAAGCCUCCGGACUACAGUAGCCUGCGGCAGCUGCUCUCCUACCUGCACCUCAACUUCCCCGGCUCUGACCUGGAGCGACGCGCCUGCAACCUGCUGGCCCACUUCCACCGACGACACCACCAGGAGCCCGAGCACGACAUGCUGGACCACGCUCCCUGCACCUUCACCCUGCUGGAGGAGAACGGCUACGACUACGAGCGGCCAGACUUCCUCAGCUUCGACCCGGCGGUGGUGGCGGAACAGUUCACCCUCAUGGAUGCGGAGCUGUUUAAGAAGGUGGUGCCAUACCACUGCCUGGGCAGCAUCUGGUCUCAGCGGGACAAGAAGGGCAAGGAGCACCUGGCGCCCACCAUCCGGGCCACCGUAGCUCAGUUCAACUGCGUCACCAACUGCGUCAUCGCUACCUGCCUGAGCGACCGCACGCUCAAGCCCACGCAGCGAGCCAAGGUGCUGGAGCGCUGGAUCGAGGUGGCCAGGGAAUGCCGGAUCCUGAAGAACUUCUCGUCCCUGAGGGCCAUCUUGUCGGCGCUGCAGUGUAACCCUGUGCACCGGCUCAAGAGGACAUGGGAUGAGGUGUCCAGGGAGAAUUUCCGCAUCUUCCACGAGCUCUCGGAAAUCUUCUCCGAUGAGAACAACCACUCGCUCAGCCGGGAACUCCUCAUCAAGGAGGGGACGUCCAAGUUUGCCACCCUGGAGAUCAACCCAAAGAGGGCCCAGAAGAGGCAGCAGCAGCAGCAGAGAGACCUGAGUGUGAUGCAGGGGACCAUUCCCUACUUGGGGACCUUCCUCACUGACCUGGUGAUGAUGGACACUGCCAUGAAGGACUACUUGGACGGAGGUCUCAUCAACUUUGAGAAAAGGAGAAAGGAGUUUGAGGUGAUUGCUCAGAUCAAGCUGCUGCAACUGGCCUGCAACAACUACAACUUCACCAGGAACCCACGCUUCAAAGAGUGGUACACAGGGGUGGAGAAGCUCACCGAGGCCGAGAGUUAUAGCCAGUCGUGUGAGAUUGAGCCCCUGUCUGAGUCGGCCUCCAACACACUGAAGGCCAAGAAGAACACAGGCAUCAUCAAACGCUGGAGCGAUCGUCAGCCAGCAGGUACGGAGGCUGGCUGCAGCAGCAGUGCGGGCAGCUCCCACUCCAAGUCCUUUGACCAGCUGCGCUACCCUCCGUGCCUGGGUGGAGGAGGCGGAGGUGGGGGUGGGGGCUCCUCAUCAGGGGGCAGUGGAGGCGGAGGAGGAGGAGGUGGUGGAGGAGGCGGUGGCGACGGCGGAGACUCUCUGAGUGUGACCUCGGCCGGAUCCAGCUCCUCGGAUGUGGAGGAGAUCAACAUCAGCUUCAUCUCCGACUCCCCAGACUCACAUGAGAAAAAGACCUCCACGCCCUCCUCGGUAAAACAUUCCAAUUCUACCUUAGGGAAGUGUGGCCCCAUGGCUGACCUGGCACCCACGUUCUGGGAGUCCACAUCUCUGUCCUCGCUGGACGCUUCCGGAAUGGGCUCAGGCUCGGGCUCCAGUAGCGCCUCGUCGUCCUCGGUGUCGUCCACACCGGUGACAGCGUCGCGCUCGCACAAGCGCUCGGUGUCGGGCGUGUCCAGCUACUCCUCGCUCUCGCUGCCGCUCUACAACCAGCAGGUGGACGACUGCUGCAUCAUCCGCGUCAGCCUGGACGUGGACAACGGCAACAUGUACAAGAGCAUCCUGGUAACAAGCCAGGAUAAGACCCCAGCGGUCAUCAGGAAAGCCAUGGUCAAACACAACCUGGACCGAGAGAGGCCGGAGGACUAUGAGCUGCUGCAGAAGAUCUCAGAGGAGAAAGAGCUGAAGAUUCCGGACAACGCCAACGUCUUCUACGCCAUGAACUCGUCGGCCAACUAUGACUUUGUCCUGAAGAAGCGCGGCUUCCCCCGGGCAGGCAGGACCAAGCACGUGGCCAGCUCCACGCUGCCGCGCAUGAAGCAGAAGGGACUCAAGAUCGCCAAGGGCAUCUUCUGAACGCGCUUUUUGGGACUCGAGCUGGAGACGAUAUGAUCGACGCUCGCUGGCCAAUUGUUAUUUUUCGCGUUUAUUCACUUCUCUCUCCUUUUUUUGAUGACACAUACUAGCCAGACUAUGUUGACUGGUCUGGCUAGGUCAUCUUUUGUCACAGUGAGGGGAGAUGAGGAGGGGGUGAGUGAAGUUCCUUUCCGACCCCUGCCUGCUGGGACCCCCGAAGUUGUUUUUGUUUCGGCUGGCGGAGCUGGUUACUAGCUGACGUGGUUAGGCCGGGGGGCACCUACCUGCCAAUCCCCCCCCCACCCCCUGACCUAUACUAGCUAACUGGACUACUUGUGCACAGUAGACUGGCGAGCACUUACCUGAGAAUCUGUGCUAGUGGAUGUCUGUGAAGACUCACGCUCAUCCCGCUGGUGUGUUUGGAUGAAAAGGGUUAAUGUUUACAGCACCGAAACCCCCCCAGCACGCCUACCCACUCGGCCCCACCGGAAGCGUAACAAUGCCAACAACAACAAAAAAAGUUCCUCUGGCCUAACUAUGGACAUAUACAUCUAUAUACGUCUAUGGAUCUAACCCCUCGUCCUACUUCCUGCCAAGAUGUCAUCACUUCCGGGUCGGGUCAGGCCAGGCUCCAGCCAGCCUUCACUCUUUGGGCUCUGCGGCGUCUGCGUCUGCUGUACACAGGAGGCCCAGUGUUCUCGUCCGACCGACCAACACUGAUGUCUGUUGGACCUCUUAGCGGAGAAAGUGGGACAGUAGUAAGAAGUAGUAGUGAGUGAGCAAGGACAAUGGCACAAUUGACUGCAAUAAUGUGCCUUCUGUUGCGUUGCCAAGCUUCACGAGCCGCUGAGAUUUUCCCAGCAGCAGAAGCACCUGGAGAACUCCUCAGAGGGUGUUGCCUAGGGAACUUCUAGACAGGCUGAAGGAGAGCCAAAGGACCCGGGCUGACCCCGCCGAUGCCUGAUGAGAGAGGAGGAUGAGAGAUGGCAACGAGCCACUGCCCUGAAGGACACACACACCAUUUAAUACAGUACAGACCCUUUAACUGUGGCUGCCUCUUCACUAAAGAGUCAAAACAUGAUAUACACACAUUUAAACAUGUAAACACAUAGACGCAGACACACACACAGACACACCAGAGUAUCCCUUUUCACUGUCAAUGGGAAACCCAUGUUCUAGUUUGUUAGACUUUAAGAAGAAAAAAGGGGCAUUAGGACUAAAUAAUCUUUUCCUAUAACACUCAGAUUACCUUUACUAGUAUGGUUUUGCAUCCCCCAGCCCCCCCAAGCCCCCUUCUCUCCAACUGGUGCUAACAACAUCCAGACACUACAGGCUGUCUGCUCUAUACUCCUGCUGCCUACCACCAACUCUAAAGGCUCCAGCAGGAAGGACAAUUAUGGAUCUCAUUGACAGCUUGGCCACUAGAGCAACUAGAAGUGACAAGAGAGCAAAAUGGCCAUUGCGAAGUGGGCGGUGAUGCUGGCAGUAUUUCCUUUGGGUGGUGAAACGAGACAAAAGGUGUGGUGGCCAUUUUGGGAGUGAAUUUGUAAUGGUCCUGUUUAACAUUGCUAAGGUGUUCUGUUUUUGGUGUUUAUGGGGGCUCAAUGAUAAUGGCCGCUUGUUGUGGAACAGCAAUGUUUUUAUCUUUUAUAAUGUUGUGGUUGACUAUAUAUUUUUAAAAAUAUGAUUGUACCCACAGCUAUACAGCUUUUUUUGGUCCUGCUUGCUUCUCUUUGUUUUGGGGAAAUUAGCAGGACGUUCUGCCUGCUUACGAGAAAAAAAAAGCCUUUCGUUGCCAUAGUUACCAUUCAUUUAGUUCCACAGAAUGUUGGCGGGACCUAACUUGCCAUUGGAUGGGAUCCCCAUGGUGCCAGAACGUCGUGCCAUUGGCUAGGUUGGCCAUGACAUAUGAACACAGAUGACAGCCAUGACAUGAAAGAGUACAGUAGGAGGGAAAAAGUACAGCGGAAGUGUGUGUGUGUGUGAGAGAGAGAUAGACAAAGAGAAGGAAAGGGAGUCUAAUGAAUGUUGUAUUGUGAAAUGAAUUGUGAUUUCCUUAUUCACUAUUUUAGUGUAGUCAUUACAAUCAAGAAAAAAACAGAAGAAAAAAAAAACGAAUGGGUAGCCCAUCUUCCUCUUUUCUCUCAUCUCUCCUCUCUUCUUAUGCACACAAUCCCCAGUUUCUAACCACCUCUCUACUCUCUUUCUCUUUCACUCCCUUUGCUUCUCCGUUUUUGCCUUGACCAUCUGCUGACUGUCUGCUGACGGCACCAUCUAACACACCCAGCACCGCAUGUACUGUACAUAAAUUCACCAUCUCGUCAUCGGAUGGUUUUUGCCUGAACUUAGAGAGUAAACUUUCAAGUGAAGAGGAGGUUUUACAAUAACUUCCUGUGCUUGAUCCAGUACACACACCCGUGCCAAAGAUCAAGUAGGGCGAUGAACACAUUACAUGUAACGUUUUUUUCAUAGCGUCUUGUCCUGUAGAUGAACAGUUGUUGACCUUUGAACCCCCCAUUGUUAUUGUCCAUGCUGUCCUGAACUGGACAUGGGACGAAUAAAUUGCCCUUUCAAUGGCCUAUAACUAAUUGCCAAUAAACCCUAAUAGGAACAACCCUGCCCUGUUGGCCCAAUGACUCAAACAGAGCGGGCCUGGGGAGGGGUGCCGACAGGGGAGGAUAAGGGGGACAGUUGUCCCGGGCCCAGGGAAAGAGGGGGCCCAGAAUUGGGUCCUCAUUACAGUAUAUCUAUUGGGCUGAGGGGCCCUUUCAGCUGACUUUGUCCUAGGCCUGGCCAAAGCUGUCAGCCGCCCUGGGCUUGGGAUCAGUUCCAACUUUUCUAACCCAAGGUCAUCCUGCACAGUCCAGGCUCAGUCUCGAACUUGUGACCCCUCGUGCAGGAGCCAGAUGCACUAGCAAGUGAUCUUAAAGCCGGGCUGCUUGCUCAGCUGUAUGGGGCAUUGGGACUGGAGGCACUCGCUGGGAUCUGUUACAGCAUGCUGGCCUGAGUUGGUGGGGACCGGUCCACAGUUGUCAAAGAAGAGUUACAUUUCACAUUUGUAUGAGGACUUACUCAAACCAAAAUGCCCUGUUCAUUUCAUCCCAUCCAUGCCUCCAUUAUACCCCCAUGCAGAAGAAGGAUAACAUAAAGCAGCACUGUGUAUCUAUCCAACGCUGUCCUCCCGUGCCUGAUCAGAUAGACAGAUAGAGGGUGCGUUCCAAUAUGCGACCUUGCGUCCUCCACUUGUGCUUGUGGCUUCGUACCAGGAAGUAAUACGUCGUGAUGACAUCACUGACAACAGCAUUGUAUUUCAAUAUCUUGCAAAAGCUCAAUUGUAAAGUCAUUUCCUCAUUUGCAAUUGGGAUGGUGAAUGAAAAACAGUCCCGCCAAAAUUGUUGUGGCUAGGCUGACAGUAAGGAAAAUUAAUUGCCUUCUCCACGGAGGCGGGGAGUCAGCGAAAUGUGAGGCCACAAGCACAAGUGGAGGAAGGGAGUGUGCAUGUUGUAACGCACCCAGGGUGUACUGUACCAGCAAGGAGAGUAGAGAGAGAGAGGUUCCAAUGGCCCAUUGUUUCCGGGUUCUAUUAUUGGGGGGGGGAAAUCCCCCUUUAGGCAGACCUAGGCAGACCUGAGGACUGUUCUAUUCAAUGCAAGGAGCAUUAUGACACGCCCCUUUAGGCAGACCGGAACCUGGUCAUGUUAGGUGCCCAUAGAAACCUAUUAUGUUGGCAUAUCUCUAUACUUAAAGAAUCUCUGGUACAAGUGUGGGAAAACAGGAAGUAGAGAUGAGUAACGAGUAGCUAAAGUAGAUGGAGGAACUGACCAGUGGACAGUGUUGCCAGAUUGGGCGGGAUUUGAUCAAACACAUCUGGCAACACUGCCAGUGGAGGCUGACUUGACCUCCAGUGUGGCCCGUCCACUAGGGGUGGGUGUAGUGUCGGAAGUUAGACCUGUCUGGGUACACAGUGAAUUUUGCAGUCUCAGUUCAGCAGCAAAGUUUACUACCGUACAUACGUGAGAAUGUUUUUUUUAAAGACUGCUCUGGUAGGUUAAUGUGAGGUGCACUGAAUGACAGCGGUGUGUUAGUGAAGAGCAUGAAUAAGUGAGGCUCUGGAAUAGUGAUGCCUUUGCCUUUGCUGGCAGUGCUUUUCUCUUAGUCAAUAGAGAGACAUUUAAGGGGUACCGUAUAGGGGUGACUGCACGUCAUGUGCCAGAAUUCCCCUGUUGGCCGGGGGAGGGGAGGUUGGUCUGUUAUGGACGUGUGACUUGUUUCCAUAUUUUUAAAAGUCUAGUGUUUGUUCCAUUACUCUUUGAUGUUUUAAUUGUACAUCUGUGCGUGUGUAUGUGUAUAUAUGUGUGCAUGUGCCUGUACGUGUGUGUAUGUUGUCAAUUUAUACAGUACGUGCGUGACUGUGUGUGCGUGUGUGUUUACUGUGUGUGUGUGACUGUGUGUGUGUGUGUGUGUGUGUGUGUCCCGGUAAAGCGUAAAUGGAAUGGGCCAAAGAUCUCACCUGAUCAUUCUGGAAAGUUCCGUGCUCAUGACCACUGCCUAAUCAGGAAGUCACCUUGGGCCUGUCGAAACAUCAUUCAACAACAAAUCUGGUGCCAUCACUCUUUCACUGUUGAAGAAAAAAAAAUGAAAGAAGAAAAAAAAACACUUUCUAAUGAUUAACAAUUUCUUUUUUUCUAUGUUCAUUUUGUAUUUUUUUGUAUGAUCUGAGAUGAAAUGUAAUUUGUACCUUUUUGCUUUUCAUUUUUUGGUUGUUUUUCUUUUGAAUGAGUGCUGUGAGUGUGUGGGUGAGCUUGAGUGUGUGCGUGUGUGUGUGUGUGCAUGUCGACAUUAUUUAUUGAUUUGUAAAUACCUUUUUGUAGCAUUGUACAUUUUGUUUCUUCUCCCAUGUAAUUAAAAUUAAUAUAUAUGUAAAUAUAAAUAUAUAUAUGCGAAGUUUAUACCACUGUAAUUGUGGAUUCACAUGUCUCCCAUCUCCUCGUUGCCGUUCUCUCUGUUUGUCCUGUGUCUUUUCUGAAGGGUCAAUUUUGAUAUUUGCUUUGCCCCCUGAAGCGCUGUUUCUAAUGUUGGACAAAAAUCCCACCUAAUAAACACAGACAGUGUGAUU
Engraulis encrasicolus (European anchovy) is the source of this 9449-nucleotide messenger RNA. Its product is annotated as ral guanine nucleotide dissociation stimulator-like. The coding region runs from base 1874 to 4333 and encodes 819 amino acids. The transcript has 18 exons. Gene Ontology annotation, molecular function: guanyl-nucleotide exchange factor activity. Lineage: Eukaryota; Metazoa; Chordata; Actinopteri; Clupeiformes; Engraulidae. The record is from RefSeq and is a predicted model, not a curated record. Gene Ontology annotation, cellular component: plasma membrane. Gene Ontology annotation, biological process: positive regulation of GTPase activity; Ras protein signal transduction.